GUAAGUUAGAUUUCUGUUUAGUUCGUGUCUUCGCUAAUCGCGAGUAUAGCGACUUUUUCCUCGUUUUUCUCAUUUAAUAUACUGCCUGAGUUUUUAGUAAAAUAAAUUUCUUUAUUCGUAUUUGUUGCUGCAACAGGGGUUAUGGGUAGACAUUGCUGUGUUAAAGGCUGCACCACAGGGGUAAAUCUACCGUCUCACAUCUUUCCUAAAGAUGUAAUCUUAUUGAACAAAUGGAAAAAGGCCAUCUUCGGAGAAGGAUACUCGGAGAAUAUUCAAGGACUAACUGAUGAACAGUUGAGAAAGUGCGUUGUUUGUUAUAAACAUUUUGCAGAUAGUGAUUACGUAGAGACAUACAGAUUACGAAGAUUGAAAGCUGGCGUUAUACCAUCGUUGCACUUGCCAAAUCAUAGUAAUAACAAUAGUGAAGUAAAUGACAACGAUAGUGAAACAAGUAAUAGUAAGAACAGUAGUAAUAAUGCAAAUAAUGCUGAACAUCACAUCAAAAAUGUCACCACAGAAGUUAUUUCCACUAGGAUGGAAGUAACAACAAAGAAGGAUCCUACUGUUGAAAAAAUUGAAGGAAUAGGAGCAAUGAGGGAAGAACAAUCUGUAAGGGAAGUAUCGCAAAGUAUGAAGAAUCUGUUGAAUGGGAAUUCUUCAGUGUCGAGUCCUUCAGAAUCAGAGUUACAAUUUCAAGAGCCAAGAUUCUCAGGAUUAAGGCAUCUGGAACCUCCAGAACUUGUAAAACUAGGAACUCAAGAGCCAAUACUUCCAGAAGCAAAGCUUGCUGAAGCAAGAUCUCCAAAGUCAGGAUCGUUCUUACCAAAAAAUUCCACACACUCUUUGUUGGAGUUGCAUAAUUUAUUACAAGGAAAGUACUUUCACAAGUUUACACCGAAAAUAUGGAACUUGUACAAAUUGUGUUGCAUAUUAAAAAAGAAGCAAGAAGCGGUUGCCAAGAGGCAACUGACAUUUUGUGAACGUGUAAGACAAGCGAAAAAAUAUGGCAAAAGCCCUGCAAUAGAAAAAUUAUUGUCUUCAUUGACGCCGAUUCAACGAACGUUCCUCCAAAUGCAAAUGAAAGCAACAAAGUAUGCACCCAAGGACAGACGUUUUACAUUAGAUGAGAAAAUUGCAGCUUUAUCGAUUAUGAAACAGUCCAGUAAAUGUUAUCAAUAUCUGACACAAGUUUUCAAUUUGCCCAGCACAUGCACAUUGCAAUCGAUACUUCAAACAGUUAACAUUCAUCCAGGUCCAAUACCUUUUGUAAAUCGUCGCCUAAAAAAACGAGUGAAAUUAAUGAAAGAGAGGGAGAAAGUAUGUUUCGUAACGUGGGAUGAAAUGUUACUGCAACCUCACUUGGAUUACGACACUAGGAAGAAGCAUAUUCUUGGUUUUGAGGACUUUGGGAAGAUGAGGUGCGCGAGGUUUGCAGACCAUGCAUUAGUUUUCAUGGUACAUGGAAUACAAAGCGGAUGGAAGUUUCCAUUGGCCUAUUAUUUCUGCGAUGGUGCCGCACAAACUGAUCAACUCGUAGAAUGGAUCAAGACUGUCGCUAAAAUUAUAAUAGACAGUGGACUGCACCUUGUGGCUCUUAUUUGCAAUGAUGGGAAGAGGAAUAUUACAGCUGUGAAUAAACUCAAAUUAGAAUCAGCAAAGCUAAAAUCAAAACGAGAACAGUUAUAUUAUGGCAAUAUAACAGUAAACGAACAAGACAUAAUACCAUUGUACGAUCCUCCACAUCUCAUUAAAGGCAUACGCAACAAUUUAUUAAACGGCGAUCUUGAGUUUGACCGUGCGGAAGGAGAAGAACAGAAAUAUGCAUCCUGGGAGAUUAUUGAACAAGCGUAUCACAUGGACUUGACUCACAACGUAUAUCGAUUAAUGCCGAAGAUUACUGCAGAUCAUGUAAUAAAAAACAGAGUAAAGAUAAAGAAAGUCAAAACGGCCACGCAAGUUUUGAGUAUGACGAUGGGUGGAUUCAUACAUCAUCAUACUAAGUUAGAGGACCUUCUUCUUCUUGCAGGAUGCGUAAAUACAAUCAAUGGACCAUUAAAGAUGCCGAAGAAAAAAGGACGGGAUACAGCAGAGAUAAUAUUUUUCUUCGAUCAGUUGUUUGACUCAGUAAAUGGGCACACCUUAAGACCAGAAAAAUUGUUAAGAGUUGCCGUUUCGUACAAUAGCUCACAUCUUGAGUUCUGGGAGACGGCAAUCAAGAAGCUGCGGAGAAUGCGCUUUAUCGACUCGAAAGACAAGAGCCCAUUAAGGGACUCGACCGUUCUCAAGAAUUGGAUCUACACGAUAAAAGGUUUCCGCAAACUGUGGAUAAUUCUGAAAAAGUAUCAAUUCAAAUAUUUGAAACCUCGAAUAUUAAAUCAAGAUUCUCUUCGGCACUUCUUCGGACAGAUCAAGUCCCUCAGCAAGAGAUACGGUAAUCCCACAUGCGCAGAAUUCGAAAGUUCCUUCAAGAUAUUACUGAUUAACAAUUUAUCGUCACCUCGCACUGUGGGGAAUCAUAGCCAAAAUAAAAUGGAUGGACCAUUGUUGUUCACAUUGAAAAGACUUAUUUAUAGAGCGCAGCGUAUGAACGACAAUGGCAUGAGAGAAAAUUUGCAGAUAUCAGACAUGGAAAUAGAUAAGCCCUUGGAUACGACACACAAUUAUAUCAACAUUUGCAACUCUAUUGCAGCGAGAAUCCUCAACGACUCGCGUAUCAAAGGAUGCAAUAUAUGUAAGAAUCUCCUCACGAGUACUGUCAAGUCUGACUUAAUUUCCAAUGAGCAUUUAUUAAAGAUGUUUAAGGAUGCUGAUAAUAUACUGAGACAAAGAAUGAGUAGCGUUUGUUACAUGCAUCAUACAGCAUUAAUGUUGGAAACUGAAUUGUACAUGCAAAUGGAUUUACUUUGGCUAAAUUGUCAGCAACAUAACAGUUUCCUAAAAGAGCUCGUAAUAUCAUACAUAAUCGUAUUUUACAUUUAUAAGUGGUGUGAUGGUAUAAAUGACAUUUUAACAGGAGAACACGAUAAUUUGUCAUGAAACGUGUAACAAAAUGUGCCUAUGAGAAUCAAAGUCGGAUUUUUAUUAUAAUAAAAAUUAAUUUAUUUUGUUU
Messenger RNA from Ooceraea biroi (clonal raider ant), 3109 nucleotides. RefSeq lists its product as uncharacterized. The record is from RefSeq and is a predicted model, not a curated record. NCBI's taxonomy places the organism in Eukaryota, Metazoa, Arthropoda, Insecta, Hymenoptera, Formicidae. Gene Ontology annotation, molecular function: sequence-specific DNA binding.